GGGGCUUGACUCCGCUGACCUUGAUGUUUGCUCAUCCAUAUCGGGCGCACGGCAUGCUCCGAGUGCACGUGAUCGGACCGAGUGCAGGACUGCCGAGCCUUGAUGGAACUUUUUUCUCAGCCUCCUUAGGCAUGACCACACGUCGCCUUCGCUUCCCCCUCCUACGCUCCCCCGAUGCUCAGUUGUCGCGCCUGUCUCUGGCGAUGCAUUCGAGCACUCGACACGACUAGUCCUAGCCUCCAACGACUGCGUCGCGAUGUCGCAAUCUUGCCCUUUUGCAGGUUGCAGAAGGCCGCCAUGCGCACCGAGGCUCGGAGCAGCAUCCGCAGGGUAGCAGGUCGGCCUGAGUACGUUCCAGGAGCGGACAAAUUGGCUGGAAGGAAAGAAGACCCAUGGAAGAAGUCAACACAAGCCGCAGGAUUGAAGAAAAAGGAAAGAAAAGGCUUGACGAGGCAGCCUGCGCCCACCAAACAAAUCAAUCGAAUUGGGGUCCAAGUCUCAAGGAAGGUCGGGCGUCGCGACCCCAGUAUUUCUUCGAAGGACUGGCGCAGUCGUAAAAUGGAGCUCCAGUAUAUCACGGAUCCAUUAGAGCUGGCAGAUUUCGUCAAGAAAGAGCUAAACAAAGAUAAGACAGCGGAGAUGCUGCAGCUGGUGAGGAUGGCUAGUAAUUCGAUGCAAUGUAUUGUCAGUUGGAAUCAUAUCAUCGACUAUUACCUCAUCAAGGGCUGGGUCAGCCGAGCAGUGAAGAUUUAUAAUGAGAUGAAGAAGCGCGCCCAAUUUCCUGAUGCGUACACUUAUACAAUUCUCCUCCGCGGACUAGCUGCCAAUGCGCAUGAAUCAGGUGCUAUGGAAAAGGCGCUGUCUAUCUACCAUUCCCUUUCCACGCCCAAUUCCAGAGUCCAGCCAUCCAUCAUACAUACCAAUGCGAUGUUGAAGGUCUGCGCUAGGGCGGCAAAUAUGGAUGCACUUUGGGGUGUUGCCGCAAAGGUACCAGAAAACGGUCCAGGGGCCGCAACUCCUGUGACAUUCGUGACCAUUCUGAACGCGAUCCGACAGAGCUUACUUGUCAAUGUGCCCGUAGGAGAGACCGAGGAACAGGUGGCUAGGCGCAGAGAAGAAGGUAUUAUGCAAGGACGACGCAUAUGGGAAGAUGUUAUUGGAAAGUGGCGGAACGCAGACCUGGUCAUCGAGGAAGAGCUUGUAUGUGCCAUGGGAAGACUUUUACUUAUAGGCACUCGACCUCGGGAUUGGGAUGAUGUCCUCUCACUGGUCGAGCAGACUAUGGAUAUCCCUCGUCUCGUGCCCCGUUUAGGAUCACCUGCACGUAAGCAGUCAGGUGUUCCCAAUCUCCGCGCCCCAAACGUCCCGGAAGAGUAUCGUGUUGAACAUCAUCACCUUGGCCCCUCGAACGAACCUCCUCGGGGGGGUGAAUUCCUUCCGAUCGUCGCCCGGGGAAUAGGCAGUGCCGUGUCAAAUCCUCUAUCCUAUGCCACUCCUUCCAACAGCACACUUUCCCUUGUACAAGAAGCCUGUCAGAAGAUUGUAGGGAAGAAGGCAGGAGACGAGUACUGGAAUCUCCUGACAGACCCAACUACUUACGGAAUUGUGCCGGAUGUGAACAACAUCCACCAGCGUCUUCGAAUCCUACGCCAAAGCAGGGCUUCGGGAGAGGCAGUUGAACUCCUAGACUCCUUCAUCUUGGCAAAAGAAAAGCCUUCGCCUGGAACCUUUCGGAUAGCUAUGAGUACUUGCGGACGGGACAAGAACAAUCACAAUUCCCUCAAGUAUGCAAGUCAAAUUCUCGAGACAAUGAAAACUACACUUGAAGAUGCGGAUGCCAAAACUGUCACCAUGUAUGCCAAACUCGCAAUCGAUUUCCCCUUAGCAAAGGGAACCGAUCUCCUGGAGGCACUCGCCCGCCUUAACCCCAUUGUCAGGGAUCUCAGGUUACAGCUAGGCAUCGGGCGAGAAAGAAAAGAUGGCCUGGGGGUUCGCGCAACGCUGUUAACUGGUCAGGGUAGAGAGGACGCCAUUGAAGCUUUGAAAAAGAUUCACGGCUUGUUUGACAGACUCAUCAACUCGAACAUGAUUGCCGAAGAGCAGAAACGAUCUCUCAGGAUUGAGAAAGCUAGACUGAGUGCUUAUCUCAACAAACUUAUUUUUAAGAGCAGCAGUAGACAGGACAUGAAACCAGAUAUAGGGGAUGAUGAGGUAGCUCCAGAUUUCAAAGAUACGAAGGACGAUGGGGACAAGGAAAGAGGGGGUUUCAAGGGUCUUAUUAAUGGAACUGGAGCCUGGCGGAAGCGAAACGCUUUGCCUGAAGGUCAACGCAAGCCGUGGUUUUCUCCUGCAGAGAGGAGUACGGCUUAGUUCAACCUUCGGUCGGCCAUAAAGCAAGAAAUAAAGUACGAUAGGUUUCAGUGUGACGUUCAACUACCCCGGAAUGGCGUUAUCUAAAUAUGGAGAUCAUGGCAUAUGCCUGUAUCAAAAUGGUUUGUAUUACAUCUUAGACCACCAAGUGUCUAUUCUAGGGAUUUCCUCCGCAGUCGACCCGAGGCUCGUUCUCACUUUACC
Lindgomyces ingoldianus is the source of this 2574-nucleotide messenger RNA. Its product is annotated as pentatricopeptide repeat protein-like protein. The transcript is spliced from 2 exons. Lineage: Eukaryota; Fungi; Ascomycota; Dothideomycetes; Pleosporales; Lindgomycetaceae. Gene Ontology annotation, molecular function: protein binding. Bases 298 to 2370 code for a protein of 690 amino acids. The record is from RefSeq and is a predicted model, not a curated record.